AUGCAUAAGAAUUUGAAGAAAGAAAAUAUAGCGGUUGGAACCACAAAGCGAAAGCGCGGUUGGAGAUGGCGCGAAGAAGAAGAAUCCCAGAGAGAGAGAGAGAGAGAGGGAAAGCACGUUAAUCUUGUUCAUGGCUUCUCGUUGGUUUCUACAGAGAGCGAGAGAGGGGUUGGGUUUCUCUAUCUGAGAUACGUUGCUGAUCCAAAGACUCUGUGGAGCUGGUUUGAACCACAUAUAAAGGAUGAUGAGGAAUUUUCUCCUGGAUCUAAUGGACGAAUGACUACAAUGGGUGUAUAUAUCCGUGAUUUGCUCCUUGGGCAGAUACUGAAAAAUGUGCAAAUGGCCAGAGAAGUUGGUUCAAGGAGGAGGAUUUCCAGCGAUAUGAUGAGGAUCUUCUGACAGUUGAGUAUCUCCUUCAAACCGCCAUAUGAGCCAGUGUUCAGCAGAGUAUAUGGAUGCGGAGUACAAAAACCAGGGGCUGUGGCAGAGACUGAGGUAGCACUCAAAGCAAAACGGAGAAAGGGAAAGUGGAGCAAAUCAACCAGUGGGCGGUUUUGGCUGGAUACUAUUAGAUGCUAGUUAGUCCCCAUUGAUGCCGCUGAAGCCUCGUCUGUGCUCCUCCAAUAGCCGCACAAGUUCAACUCCGGCAGAGCCGAAGAGUUUGCAACAUGGGAGUGCUGUUUAAAUUUGAAGAUGAAAUUUUUCCGCUCAGAAGACAACUGGUGUCUCUGUUAAUCUGCCUUGAGUCUUGUAAGGGGCUUUUGUUAUACUUUUAGGGUUUUUUACAUCAUGAUUUCAGCUGGAUGUUUCA
Lotus japonicus is the source of this 811-nucleotide messenger RNA. Its product is annotated as pre-mRNA splicing factor SR-like 1. NCBI's taxonomy places the organism in Eukaryota, Viridiplantae, Streptophyta, Magnoliopsida, Fabales, Fabaceae. The record is from RefSeq and is a predicted model, not a curated record. Bases 1 to 399 code for a protein of 132 amino acids. Gene Ontology annotation, cellular component: precatalytic spliceosome. The transcript is spliced from 8 exons.